Ctenocephalides felis (cat flea) is the source of this 888-nucleotide messenger RNA. RefSeq names its product S phase cyclin A-associated protein in the endoplasmic reticulum-like. The record is from RefSeq and is a predicted model, not a curated record. The transcript has 4 exons. Bases 198 to 488 code for a protein of 96 amino acids. Lineage: Eukaryota; Metazoa; Arthropoda; Insecta; Siphonaptera; Pulicidae.
UAAAAACUAUAGCCGAUAAGGAUUUGACCACAUUUCAGUGCGCAUCUAGUGCGGACGGUGUUUCCUUGCAGUUUAGACAUGUUUGUAACACUCUGCUUGCCUAUUGUUCUUCUGCCUCCAAUGAACAUUUGGAUGGACUACUAAACGACGUAUUGCAAACAUUAGGAUUGUUUUCCAUAGGCAACAGGGACAAUCAGAUGGUGUUGGUUUCGGGGCCUCCUCCGUGUGUGCUUGUUCGCCUGGCAGCUCUGCCAUUUCGUUAUUUUUCACGUCCUGCCUUGGUGAGGAUACUAUUUCCUACUUUAAUAGCUGCCACUGCAGGUAAUACCGUUUCGUACAAUCUUUUGCACCAGGAUAUGGACGUAGAGGUGCUUGAGGAUUUCCGAAAAUCGCCCGAAGGCCAGGAAUGCCAGUUGCUGAAAUUAUUCAAAGAACGAGAUCAAUUCGUGCAGGAGUCCAGACAAGAUUCCGCUGAUCCGAUUAAGUGACAAACGAUACGUUUUUGUCGUUAUUCGUGUCUGCGUAAUCAGAUGACUGUAUGUCUGUGAUAUGAAAGAAACAGUUCGGCAAAUCGCAAAAUGCAUAAUAAAAACAAAGAAAUAUUUUGACGUUCAGCCAACGAAUGCGAAAUGCCGUAAGUGAAGAGGAUUUUUUUGGCCUAUUUAUGCCAACUUUUGUAUACCGAUUUUUUAUGAGUGCCCUUCUAAUAUUGAAUGCGUGCCCACAUACAGACCGAAGAAAAUGUCGGUAUUAUUUUGUAGCCCUAUAGAAUAUUGUUGAUUCACUAUUUACGAAGUUGAAUAUCAUAUGCAGUUUUUCAAUAUAUUUAAAAUAAUUAUAAUGCUUAACUACUUACUUUAUUUGAUAUAAAAUAUUAUCUAUCACGGA